Messenger RNA from Oryctolagus cuniculus (rabbit), 3335 nucleotides. RefSeq names its product Rho GTPase activating protein 9 (gene ARHGAP9). Gene Ontology annotation, molecular function: protein binding. Gene Ontology annotation, biological process: signal transduction; regulation of GTPase activity. The record is from RefSeq and is a predicted model, not a curated record. Lineage: Eukaryota; Metazoa; Chordata; Mammalia; Lagomorpha; Leporidae. Gene Ontology annotation, cellular component: cytoplasm.
CCAUAGAGACGGAGAGACUGCACACGCGGUACUAGAGCGGCGCCUUCUUGGUGCCGGGCUCAGGAGCGGAGGGGACUCUGCGAGUUUAUCCUCUGGUCCUCAGGGCUGUGACAGAAACCGUGGCCGUUUCUCGUUCUGUCGAUGUGGAGGAUGAAGUGGCCAAGUCAUAAUAGAAGCUACUCGUAAUGGCCAACUCUCGUUUUUAAGGAUCUGAAUAUUUUAUUUUAUUUGAGAGGGAGACAGAAAAGGGCGGGGGGCGGGAGCGGAGGAGAGAUCGCACAUCGGCCGAUCCACUCUCCAAAUUCCUGCAACAGCUGCGGCUGGGCCAGGGACUGCGUCCAGGUCUCCCUCGUGAGUGAGAGAGACCCAACUACUUGAGACUCCACGAGUAGUCCCCAGGGUGCGCAGUCGUAGGCAGUCGUGCGGCAUCCGGAGACUUUACCACUAGGUCUGAUGCCCGCCCCUAGAGUUUCAGAAGAGUUAUUAUGAUCUUACUUCAGCAACAAACUGGAAGUUAGUGUGGGUAUCCCAGCAACAAAGAAGAGUGUGGCUAGUUAAAAUACUGAUUUAUCAGCAAUCUGUAGGUCUACACAGUUACAGCUAGACAAUCUCAUCGAAGGGAAGAGAAAAAUCUGAAGGAAGAAUGUCCACUGGAGAGAGUGCACAGGAAGCACGCAGCUUUAGGUCUGAGGUGUUCGGUAACGGAAACAGUGAUGCCUGUGCAAACUGAAUGCGAGGCUCGCAAACCUCCUCUUCGUCAUCGCGUCCUGCCUCUCUUGCUGUGGCUCCCUCUCAGCCCUGACUCUGUCUCCUCCUCUCCUUCCUGUGGCCACUGCAAGACUCACACUGCACCCAGGACCCGUGCUCCUGCCCCUGGAUCUUCUGAGGGGCUCCACAAGGUGGCAGUGCUGGCCACAAUGCUGUCUGGCCGGUGGUGGCCAAGUACCUGGGGCAGCCUAGGGCUGGGGCCCCGAAGCUCUUCCCAGAGGUCCCAGCUCUGUGCCCUCUAUGCCUUUACUUACACUGGGGCAGAUGGCCGGCAGGUGUCUCUGGCUGAAGGGGACAGGUUCCUACUACUUCGAAAGACCAACUCGGACUGGUGGCUGGCCAGGCGCCUGGGAGCACCCGCCACUUCCAGACCCGUCUUUGUGCCAGCUGCCUAUGUGACAGAGGAACCCAUGCCUUCCAGGAGCCCAACUACCACUACCCCCAGCCAAUCCCUCUGGACUCCUGGUGGGCCGAAGUUGUUUGGUGGCUCCCUGGAGGAAUUGCAGCUGUCCCAGGCAUCCCCAAGCACAGCCCAGGCAUCUGAGCAGCCUCCUCCCCUUCCCCCCAAAAUGUAUAGAAGUGUCAGUGUUGCCAAUUUGAGGUCCAGGCCCGGGAAGCCCUUCCAGGAAGGAUCCAGAGGAAGAUCUUUCUCCCAGGAAGACUUGCUGACCACGGCCAAGGCCAGCACGGCAGGACCCCAGCCCCUCAUGUCAGAGCCCCCUGUGUACUGUAACCUGGUGGCGCUCCGCCGCUGUCCCCGGUCCCCGCCGCCAGGCCCCGCUUGUGCCCCGCUGCAGAGACUGGAUGUCUGGGAGCAGCACCUGGACCCCGACUCCGGACGCUGCUUCUACGUAAACUCGCAGACCGGCUGCAAGUCCUGGAAGCCCCCUCGCCGCCGGCGCCCGCCAGAGACGAAUCCUGGCUCCAUGGAGGGGACGGAGCCCCUGAAUAGAGAAAACGGGGUCCUGCAACCUGAGGCAAAGGGCACGGGAUCUGACACGGGGACCCCAGAACUGCUUGAUCCACAGCGCACCUCCCGGCUCCAGCAGCCUCCGGCCUCACAGACCCCUCGACCUAUGCCGCAGCUCCUGGAGGACCCCCACGAGGUGGAAAAAUCAGGCCUACUCAACAUGACCAAGAUUGCCCAGGGCGGGCGCAAGCUCAGGAAGAACUGGGGACAGUCUUGGGUGGUGUUAGCGGGCAACAGCCUAGUGUUCUACCGAGAGCCACCGCCGACUGCGCCCUCCGCGGGCUGGGGGCCAGCGGGCAGCCGGCCCGAAAGCAGUGUCGACCUGCGCGGGGCGGCCCUGGCGCACGGCCGCCACCUGUCCAGCCGCCGCAACGUCCUGCACAUCCGCACUGUCCCUGGCCACGAGUUCUUGCUGCAGUCGGACCACGAGAGCGAGCUGCGCGCCUGGCACCGCGCUCUGCGUGCCGUCAUCGAGCGGCUGGAUCGGGAGAAUCCCCUGGAGCUGCGUCUGUCCGGCUCGGGCCCGGCGGAGCUGGGGGAGCUGAGCGCCGGGGAGGACGACGAAGAGGAGUCGGAGCCGGUGUCCAAGCCGCUGCUGCGCCUCAGCGGUCGCCGGAGCUCCAGUCGGUGUCCUGAAGGCGCUGAGCAGAACCGAGUGCGCAACAAGCUAAAGCGGCUCAUCGCCAAGAGACCGCCUUUGCAAAGCCUGCAGGAGCGGGGACUGCUUCGAGACCAGGUGUUCGGCUGCCAGCUGGAGUCACUGUGCCAGCGGGAAGGGGACACUGUACCCAGCUUUGUGCGGCUCUGCAUUGCUGCUGUGGAUAAAAGAGGUCUGGAUGUGGAUGGCAUCUACCGGGUGAGCGGGAACUUGGCAGUAGUCCAGAAACUCCGCUUCCUGGUGGACAGAGAGCGGGCCAUCACCUCCGACGGGAGGUACGUGUUCCCAGAACAGCCAGGACAAGAAGGGCGAUUGGAUUUGGACAGUGCUGAGUGGGAAGACAUCCAUGUGGUCACCGGAGCUCUCAAGCUCUUCCUCCGGGAGCUGCCCCAGCCUUUGGUGCCCCCCACGCUGCUGCCCCAUUUCCGUGCUGCCCUUGCACUCUCCGAAUCAGAGCAGCGCCUCUCUCAAAUACAAGAAUUAAUAGGCUCAAUGCCGAAGCCCAACCAUGAUACUCUGCGGUACCUCCUGGAGCAUUUAUGCAGGGUGAUAGCACACUCGGAUAAGAACCGCAUGACCCCCCACAACCUGGGAAUUGUGUUUGGACCCACCCUGUUUCGGCCGGAGCAGGAGACAUCGGAUCCAGCAGCCCACGCCCUCUAUCCGGGGCAGGUAGUGCAGCUGAUGCUCACCGACUUCGCCAGCCUCUUCCCUUGACCAGGCAAGGAAGGGAGCAGCUGUCCUUCGGUCACCCUUUGGUGGUGGCGGCAGGGUGUUCUGAGAUCAUUGCUUCGAAUCCUGUUUCCUGAAUGACUAUUUGAGAGGAGAAGCUGGGAAGGGGUGAGGGAGCUGCACGGCAGGGCCUGGGAGAGCCAGCCACACCUCUUGUUCCCUGUGCCACCUUCCCCGAGAUAACACAUAAAGCAGCACAGAGCGGCA